This is a messenger RNA of Elgaria multicarinata webbii, 4337 nucleotides long. It is a transcript of the gene EDRF1, whose product is annotated as erythroid differentiation regulatory factor 1. The record is from RefSeq and is a predicted model, not a curated record. Gene Ontology annotation, biological process: positive regulation of DNA-templated transcription. NCBI's taxonomy places the organism in Eukaryota, Metazoa, Chordata, Lepidosauria, Squamata, Anguidae. The transcript is spliced from 25 exons. The coding region runs from base 39 to 3779 and encodes 1246 amino acids.
CUGCUGCUCGGGUCGUUGCUGCGCCCAGAGCGAAGCGAAUGGGAGACCCCCGGGGAGCGAGGGCCGAGGUGGGCCCCGCUGGAAGAAGCGACCCGGGGGCGCCCGCGCCUGGCCCGGCAUCGCUAAAGGGAGAACGCGAAGAGCCCAAGCAGGAAUCUGUGUUAUUUCUUGGAGGCAAUGAAGUAAAGAGCAGUGCCGUGGUAAAGUAUUCAUCCGCUCCACCGCAAACAGCAUUUGCUCGUCUUCAAGAGAAGACUGAUCUGAAACUUCCACCUGCUAAUUGGUUACGUGAAAGUGCUAAACUAGGACAAGCAGGGGCAACUAUUCUUGGGAACAGCAAGAAAAGCAAGCCUUUUUCAAGCUUUGGUAUGGCGUAUGAUUUUAUCGACUCAAUUGGAAAUGAUGUGGAUGUGGUAUCUGAUUCUGAGAAUAUUAAAAAGCUUCUUAAGAUACCUUACAGCAAGUCACACGUCAGCAUGGCAGUACACCGGAUUGGGAGAACUCUUUUAUUGGAUGAUCUAGAUAUUCAAGAGCUCUUUAUGAGAUCAUCGCAGACUGGAGAUUGGACGUGGCUAAAAGAAUUCUACCAGAGAUUAAUAGAUCAGAAGUGGCAACGAAAGAAGAAGAGCAAAGAACACUGGUACCAGAAAGCUAUACUUUCCAAAUUUUUAUAUUACAGCAUUAAUGGUGAUGGAGCUGCUCAGCCUGUUCCUACCACCGAAGAGCAACAUCAAGAAGAAACAGCUCAAGAUGAAACUGAUGAAGCAGGAAGGGUUUCUUGGCCAGCCCCUUUUGAAAUGCCUUCCUCACUUUCCGAAGAUGCAAGUGCUUCUAAUCAGGGAAGUGUGCCUCUUGAAUCCUCAUAUGUAGUGGGGCAUGUGGCCUCAGCCCCCAAAGAACAAAACCUAGCUACUUUGUUCAAUGACGGGGAAAACAGUCAGGGUCUUAAAAAUGACUUUGUUCGGAACAUCUUGUGGACAUUUGAAGAUAUUCACAUGUUGGUUGGAUCAAAUAUGCCUAUAUUUGGAGGAGGACGAUACCCUGCUGUGAGCUUGCGUCUCAGGGAUAACAAUAAGCCAAUUAAUGUGCUAACAGGCAUUGACUAUUGGUUGGACAAUUUGAUCUGCAAUGUGCCAGAACUUGUGAUGUGUUUCCAUGUCAAUGGAAUUGUUCAGAAAUAUGAAAUGAUUAAGACAGAGGAUAUACCUAAUUUGGAAAACUCAAAUUUCUCUACCAAAGUAAUAAAAGAUAUUGCUCAAAAUAUUUUGUCUUUUCUGAAAGCUAACUGUACCAAAGAAGGACAUACAUACUGGCUAUUUAAAGCAAGUGGAAGUGACAUAGUAAAGCUGUAUGAUCUGACCACUCUCUGUGAAGAAACAGAAGAUAAAUACCAAAACCCUUUCACGAUGCCAGUGGCAAUCCUUCUCUAUAAAGUUGCUUGCAAUAUGAUGUUGAAGAAAAAUCAAAAUAGGAAACAUUAUGGUACUAUCAGAACAUUACUCCUUAAUUGCGUGAAAUUAUUGGAUAAGGGUAGACAUCCGCAGAUUAUUGCUUCAGCGAACUACAUGCUCUCAGAACUGUUCCAGCUGGAUGAGCCAAAGAAGGAAGAGAGUGGUGAGUUUCCCUUAAAUGGUAACUCUGAUGAAAGCUACAGUGAGGAGGAGGAAGAAAUGCCUGAUAGUGAUGAAAAUGGUUCCUAUAGCACCAGCUCAGAUCCUCCUGAUGACAACAAAGCAGUUGCUGUGAUCAAAUCUGUUGGAGAACUGUCAGUACCUGAAAAAUAUAAGUCUACCCAUCAAAUACGUCCUAGUUGUGCAUUUCCUGUUUGUCAUGACACUGAAGAACGAUGCAGACUAGUACUCAGCUAUGUUCUUGAGGGCUUAAAAUCGGUUGACAGUAGCAUCAAGAAGGAAGGUGAUCUUCCUGCGGCAGACCCCAGUACUCCUAUUCCAUUAAAAUACGAAGAUGAAUCAACAAGUGUUGGUCCUGAGUGUCUUGAAAAACAGAUGGCCUUGUUUUUAGACAAAAUGGGCUCAUUUCAGGAAGUUAAACAUUCUAGUCAGUCAGGAAUGAUCCCUGGGUCCUGGCAGUACAAAAUGAAGCUUCAGCUGAUUUUGAAGUCCUCGAAGGCUUACUAUGUUCUUUCUGAUGCUGCUGUGAGUCUUCAAAAAUAUGGAAGAGCUUUACGGUACAUAAAGCUAGCUUUACAGUGCCAUGAUACAUAUUGCUGCCUCUGCACGAACAUGCUUUCUGAAGUACUCCUGUUUCUUUGUCAGAGUUUAACUCUUUGUGGUGAUAUCCAACUAAUGCUGGCCCAGAAUGCAAACAACAGAGCUGCAUAUCUUGAAGAAUAUAACUAUCAAACAAAAGAAGAUCAGGAAAUACUGCAUAGCCUUCAUAGAGAGUCCAGCUGCCAAGUAUUUUCUUGGGCGACUGACCUGUCUACAGAUUUGGAAUGCCAACUUUCCAUUAGCUGCAAAUGCUAUGAGGCAGCUAAUGAAAUUUUGCUUUUUAGCAAUUUAAAAGAGCAGAAUCCAGAGCAACAUGCGCAAGUAAUGAAGAGAAUGGGUAACAUCCAAAAUGAAAUUGGAGUAUUUUACAUGAACCAAGCAGCUGCCUUACAGAGUGAAAGAGUGGAGAACAAAAUGGUGUCUCCAGCAGAACAGCAACUUUGGAAGAAAAGCUUCUCUUUUUUCGAAAAAGGGAUUCAAAACUUUGAAUCCAUUGAUGAUGCAACCAAUGCUGCUCUUCUCUUGUGUAACAUGGGAAGACUGAUGCGGAUUUGCGCUCAUGCUCAUUGUGCUGCUACGGGAGACUUUAAAAGAGAGUUUUCCCCUGAAGAGGCCCUUUAUUAUAAUAAGGCUAUUGACUACUAUCUGAAGGCCUUACGAUCACUAGGCAGAAGGGACGUCCACUCAGCAGUCUGGGAUUCUGUCAACUGGGAACUGUCCACUACAUAUUUUACUAUGGCAACUCUGCUGCAAGAUUAUGCACCAUUAUCCAGGAAGGCUCAGGAACAGAUAGAAAAAGAAGUUAGCGAAUCAAUGAUGAAAUCCUUGAAAUAUUGUGAUGUUGAGACAGUGUCCGCACGACAACCCCUUUGCCAGUACCGGGCAGCUACAAUUCAUCAUAGGCUGGCUUCCAUGUAUCACAGUUGUUUGAGAAACCAGGUUGGUGAUGAGCAUCAACGUAAACAGCACAGAGUACUAGUUGAUCUUAAUUAUGGUAAAGCUGUGAAGUUUUUUCAACUUCUGAAGGACGCACCGUGUGAGCUCCUUCGUGUACAGUUGGAAAGAGUAGCAUUUGCAGAAUUUCAGAUGGCAAGUCAGAAUAGCAGCCCUGGAAAACUGAAGACGUUGUCUGGGGCCUUGGACAUAAUGAUACAGACUCAGUCAGUUUUUCAGCUUAUCCGAAAGGAACUUGUUGCUGAAUAUGAGCCGAGACUUGGGGAUGACACCAGCAAUGCUGAGAGAGUGCCCAAUGAAAAUUCCUCUACUAGCCUCAAUAAAGAGGAAGUAUUAAAGCUCCUUGGCAUAUUUGAGUCUCGAUUGUCCUUUCUCCUCCUUCAGUCCAUCAAGCUGCUUACUUCGACCAAAAAGAAAGUUGGAAGUAACAGUGAAGAAGAAAAAAAUCUUAAGACUAAUAAGUAUGUGUACUCACUUCUGUUGCGAUCUGCAGCAAACAAAAACCUGACUUUGCUAGAAAGAACAGAAGUUGUUUUAAACCUACUGGAACAGCUGACUCAGGAUGGUGAAGGCAGUAAUCUGGGAAUUCAGUGACCCAACGUAAUGCUGGUACACGUCACAGCUGUUGAAUCAGUGCCUUGCUCAAAAAGGGAACUGUGAUUCUCUUCUAUAGGGGCUGCUUGUUCUAAUGUAUAUUGUUGCAUAUUUAUAAGGUGUACAGCUGGAAAAACAAAACUUUAUCACAAUCCUUUGAAUGCUGUUACAAAUUAGCCUAUUUUUUGUUUUUACAUUUUAAAGUGUUAAAACAGAAAUGUACAGUUCAUUUUACCCUGAACCAUGAUGGGGUUUGUAGAGUUGCAAAGCAGAGUGGGUUUGCUGAGACUUAUGUAUUACAUUAAAAAUUUCCCUUAAACUGUUUUUAAACACAAUUUGGAAAGCAAAACCUCCAUUGGAAAGCAUCUGCCAGUAGUAUUAUAAUCAUUGGAUUCCAUAUGCAUAUGCAGACAUUAUUGCAACUCCUACCAUAUUUCUUCAAAAAUGUGCCUUUUCUGGUUUAGUGCAACACUUAAAAUAGACAUUAUCCUAGGAAAUGAAAUGGGCUCCUUUGUACCUCAACCACUACUUUUUUCCAGACAUGUGAAUAAAGUGUUG